UUCCUUAAAAAAGACUAAAGGGAAAUGAGUUGGCUCAAGCAGACCAGACCUCGAGAUUAAUCAUGACCUCAAGAAGAAGCUUCCUGUCAUCUACAUUUAGCUUUUAACAGCAAUAUCAACAUAUCCUUAGUUUUUCAUUGGAUUCCGUACGAUUGAUGGAUCUAUUACGAGAAUACUUCUGGCUAUGGAUAAUCAUUGGAAUGAUUUUUGUCUCUGUGGUGAUUGGGCUCACCUUUUACUUUAUCAAUAGGUGGAUCUCCAAAAAAGCUGAGGUGUUCCGAACAAAUUCACCAGAUCAUCCUUCAAAUUCCCCCGAAUUCUAUGUCCAAAACAACUCAUAUCACCCAAGAGACAUUGAAAACGAUCUGCCUCCUUUACCACCAAGAACACAGUUCAAAACAUGUCCUGAAGCAGACUGCUACGAGAACCUUGCUGAGCCACCUGAUUAUGUGUCCUUGGAUGACCAGAUUGUGCCUCCUCCGUACAUAAAAAAUUUGAGUCAGGAGUGUUGCUAUGACAAACACAGCGUGUCCUCAGAAGACUACGAUGAUAUCGGGAAGAACGAUUGUAACGAGGGUAGACAGAGUGAGGAAGACUAUGAUGAUGUAGGAUAAACCUUGGUGGACCUAAUGGCCAGGCUAAACCCAGAAACCAGGGAAGUGUCCUGAUACAGGUACAGAUGUCUACAGUUUUCUUUUCCCAAUUAAAAUGGAAAGGGUUUAGUGUAGGCGUCCAAAUCAUGUUAUUUAAAGACAUAUCUCUUUCUAGGAAUUGAGGGGAAAAAAGGAUGCUAACAUUAUUAUAUCCAUCAUCUGCUUAACUUAAUAGUUCAUAUUAGCUAUACUUAAUAGCUAGCUAUACUUACUAUUAUAAUAUGUUGUGAGCCUAUAGUAUAAGAAUAAUAUUUAGUAUGAUCUGUUCAUCAUAUAGCAUUGAUUGCAUUUGUUUUCAGUAUUUCCUCAAUGUUUAGGAUAUGUGAAGUCCUAUCAGUUAAAGAUGCAGUUAUUAAUAUAUUGGUUCUUUGUUGAGGCACUGCACAUCAGCUACAGUUGGCAGAUCAGCCAACUGUCAAAAUAACUCAGUAAAACUGUAAGCUAACUGUAUAUGUAGUAAUACACAUCAGCACAAAAUGUUUCCUGUAGAUAGUGGAAAAUGACAAAUGAUAAUUUGGUCUAGUGAUGUAGUUGCACUGUAGUUAUUUCAACAAAACUUGGAAGCAGCACAGAACGGCAGGAGGAAAUUACUGUCAACUCGCAAUGCUGUACCCUUUUAAGCAUGUUGUGCCUCUGCUUAAAACCAGUUUCCAAGAAAUGACAACAGCAGGAAUAUAUUUUCCUUGAAUAUUGUUUUUUUUCUUGGCUUAGCCAUACAUACCAUUAUGGAAACCAUACUUACAAGAUUUAAGUGACACUAAGGUUGUUGUCUUACAAUUUUUGCAAGAGUGGAACUGUUACUGCUUAGAGUCUUUAGCCAAUAUAAACAUUGACAAUAUUAUUUUGUUUUAAUGACUGAAUACAAAUUUUGAGAUACAAACAAGAGGGAGUGGCACCAGUGGGCAACUGAUCAUUGACUUGGGUGGAGAACACUUCUGUCUGUUCAGAAGAGGCCCUGUUUCUCUUCAGAUAUGCUGUUGGAUGUUGAAGUCAGCGUAGGUAGAAUGAGCCCAUCAACCUGAUGUCAUUAGUACUAGGAGCAUGUUGGUGUAUGAUGGAGUGGAUGUUCAAAAAUGUCUAAAGCCCUGUUUUACUUUUGCUUUGUCAUUAUGGUUGAGAGUAUGUAGGUUGAAAGGAUAAAAUAAAAAUAAUCUAUUUCAGAAUAAAAGCUUGUAAUGUGCCCUGUGA
Hypomesus transpacificus is the source of this 1841-nucleotide messenger RNA. RefSeq names its product SLP adapter and CSK-interacting membrane protein-like. The record is from RefSeq and is a predicted model, not a curated record. Gene Ontology annotation, cellular component: tetraspanin-enriched microdomain; membrane; immunological synapse. The transcript has 5 exons. NCBI's taxonomy places the organism in Eukaryota, Metazoa, Chordata, Actinopteri, Osmeriformes, Osmeridae. The coding region runs from base 156 to 614 and encodes 152 amino acids.